UAACGAGUAAUUGGAGUUAUCAUGACAUCAAACCAGAUCUUGAGAGAGCUUAAAGCGAUAUACAAGACGCAAAUCCUUGGCAAGCAUAAUGAAGAAAUAAAAGAAGUUAUCAAAAUAAUCGAGGGAAGGGGCACUCGCGUGAAUUCGUGCCGCAUAAUGGAAGUAUCGAGGUCUCGAGAUAGGCCAACUGUUCAAAUGAGGUAAUACACACGAUCAAAUAGAUUCAUGGCAUUCCUUCUGCAGUUAUCCCAGCUUCUACACCACAGCAUUCUGACAGUUGCAUCAUGAAGCCGGCCCGUGCAAUAAGUGUUGUCCUAGUUGUGAUUACCAUCACAUCCAUGACCUGGGGAGAAGAUGUCAGUAUCGGAGACACAUCGCCAAUUCCUGACUUCGAAUUUCCAGACUUCGAUCCAGGAAACAGUUUCUUUCAACCUAAUGGGGUUAUACAGGGUAUGAUUUUAGGUGAUAUACUGCAGAGGAUUCAAAAUUUAGAAGCAUUUUGUGAAGUGGAUGGCGAAAAGUUUCAAAAGCUACCAGACACGUCAGUACCGUCGGGCUUUGCUCCAGGCCCCCGUCAGGAGGAACAAGACGUGAAUACUAAAGAAGAACCAGGACUCGAGUUUCCGCCAGAUUUUUUCGACUCCGACGACUUUAGCCUGACGUCCAAAGUGGAGGAAGUAGAGGCAACUCUACAGCUCCUCCGGGAGUCGAUGCAGGAGUCUAAACGCGAACAAGGUGGUUUCCGUGGCGACCUUGAGGUGGUCAAGGAGCAGGUGGCCAGUGUACAGAAACAGAUGACCGAAACGCAGCAGGACAUCGCCCACACCAAGGAGGAAUUGAUGGCAGCCAUUGCGGAGACCAAUGAAGUACUGACCACCCAGAACAAAGAUAUUGGCAAGCUGCAGAAGAGUGCUUCCUUCGUUUCAUCAGGACUGGCAGAUCUGCGGCACAACCUGUCACAUUUAGACCGUUUGGAGAUGUCGGUAAGGCAGGCGGUUAACUCGUAUGGUAAAACCAGUCGGCAUGUCGAUCUUUUAGUAAGAAAUGUGACGUCACUCCAAACAGACGUCGACGAUAUGCAGGCGGCACUGAAUCGGUCGACAGGUGGCGAAAAAGUAGACCACAAAUCAAAUGUAACAGACCGACUGAUAGCUCGACUUUCCAAGCAGAUGUUAGGAAUUAAAAAACGACUCAAGAAAGGAGAAAGUGCUAAAUGUGAAUCUGGGAGAGUGAUGUUCAUGAACUACCCGUUCUCUUAUGGAAACUGGCCACAAAAGCGUGAGAUACAUUUCUCCAGACCGUUUGCCCGCCGUCCCGUCAUCACGCUGGGCAUAACGCAACUGGACGUCAGCUACAAGUACAACACGCGUGCUGGGGUGCGGCUCGUCAAGCGCUCUAACGUCGGCUUCACGCUCUCCUGCGACGGCUGGUACAACACGCGACUUUACAGGGUCGAGGUCACCUGGAUGGCCUGCUUGGUGUAAUGGACGGCCAAGAAAAUGGAAGCUUAUUUUGCGUGACGAUGGAGAAUUCAGUUUUAUGACUUGUUCAUUUGCCUGAAAAUAUAUACAUUAACAUUUUCUUGAAAAGUAAUUUAUUCAGCCAACAGCAGAAUCGUGAUAUCCCACUUGUUAUCAAUAUUUUGAUACAUAAUUGAAUUGUGGCUUCGUAGCCAUAAAUGGAAAGAAAAA
Messenger RNA from Gigantopelta aegis, 1691 nucleotides. RefSeq lists its product as uncharacterized. Gene Ontology annotation, biological process: cell adhesion. The coding region runs from base 285 to 1484 and encodes 399 amino acids. Gene Ontology annotation, molecular function: carbohydrate binding. The transcript is spliced from 5 exons. NCBI's taxonomy places the organism in Eukaryota, Metazoa, Mollusca, Gastropoda, Neomphalida, Peltospiridae. The record is from RefSeq and is a predicted model, not a curated record.